Molecule: messenger RNA, 1056 nt
Organism: Penicillium longicatenatum
Lineage: Eukaryota; Fungi; Ascomycota; Eurotiomycetes; Eurotiales; Aspergillaceae
Exons: 1
Coding region: 1-1056 (351 amino acids)
Source: RefSeq, a predicted model, not a curated record
AUGGUCCUUCUUACUUCAUCGACGGUCUCCGCCAUCGUGUCGUUCGGGGUAGUCUGUAUCUUCUCGUUGAUGUUAUUUUUGGCCGGAUACGUGGUACAACAACAAUCAGUGAAGAACAUUCAGCAUGCUCUGCGUCCACCUGUGUCUCGUCAUGGAGGAGGAUUCGGUUCCCAAGGGUCUACAUUCCAGAAUCCCGCUCAAAAACGCGGCUUAUCAGAUUCAGAUCUAAGUUCAGAUCCACGCCCAAGCUCAGGGGGAAAUUACGCCUAUCUGCAAUUGCUGUCAACCCCAGACCCGUCUGACAUCUGCUCGUCUAUCUCUUUCUUUAAGCAACUUGCAACGAAUGGCAGUGUCAUUCAGGAUCGAUUGUUCAUGUAUCCUGAAGAAUGGGAACGGAUGUCUGAGACACAACUUGGAAAGCCUGCUUCAACAGCCCUUUCUAUCCUGCGUAAUGCCAGUAUCAAAUAUGGCAUCUGGCUUCUCCCAAUUGAUAUGACCGCGGCAUCAUCAAAAGGCUAUUCAGCCACGGACACCAAGCUACUACGGCUAGGUCAAAUCCAGUUUAUGCAAUAUGACAGUGUUUUAUAUCUGCCCUCCCGUGGCAUAAUCUUGGACACAGAAAAGCUAGACGACAUCAUCUUGUCGCAGGCACUGCCCCUUGUCUAUGACAAAGACCGUCCUGAUUCUUACGAUAAUUUGGCAUGGACCCCGAUGACUCUUCGUCCCGACCGUGAUGCCGACUUGCCACCCGUCUAUCUGAUAACGGUGAAUAACAUUGGAAGCGGAAAUGUUCAAGCUCGGACGCAUGUGCCCAGUUCCAACCUGCCUAUGUUUCAAGCCCUUGUUCGGGGAUCUGGGAAAAUUAUUUCCCAAGAUGAAGAUGACCAUCGAGACGUAGCCGUUCAGCCGCCGGCUUAUGUGUACUUUGAAACCGACCAUCAAGAGAGUAUAAAGUUCAAAAAAAGCUCAUAUUAUCAGAAUUGGCGAUCACAGCGGGAUGAUGUCUGCGACGGAUUGAACUUUGAUGAUGAUUUUACUGUGACAAGCAAUGAUUGA